AUGGCCAUCGAAGUUCUUUUCCUCAACGGCAACUCUGUCAGCAUCGACCCAGAGAAGGGUUUGGAGGCAGCAAAGCGGAAAGUGGCGGAGGCUCUAGGAGUCUUACCAGGUGCUGUGAAGAUCACCUGCAGUGGAGAGAUUCUUACAGAACUGCGGGAGGAUCUGCAUGCCUCUCCAUGCCAUGCUGCAGUGGAUCAGGAGCAAAUGGCCUUUGCCAAACAGUGGGAGAUCAUGAAGCAGCAGAUGCCACUUCUGGAUAAGCAGACACUGGUGCUUGCCAGGCUCAGACAUGAGCAUGACUUGAAGCUCAUGGAGCUCAAUCUCAGAGUCGGUGGUCGCUCGGAGUCGGCGGUGAAGCAGGCAGAGUGGACGCUGAAGGAAGGCGGCUUAUCCCUUCAAGAGGAGACAGCUUUGGUUGCCCGCGUGGGGAAGUUAAAAGGCCUUAAAGCUUUGGAAGAGAAGGUCUCCAAGGCAGAUCGGGAGCUCUUUGGCAAGCAAGAGGAGUUUUGGACCAAGGCCGAGGAGUGCAAAAGGUCUCUGGAAGCAGAGUUGAAGAUGCAAGGCAUUGAUCCCCAGGAGCUACUCCACAAGUUUCACAUUUCGUUGCUUUCAGCUACAGGGCCACGCCUUGAUCGGGUCAGAGAGAUCUAUCCAGAUCCCUGCUUUUGUGCAAGGUGUUGCUCUCCUUCAGACCGGUGCUUUUCAAAGGCGAGCACUUGCAAUGGCCAGACCGAUGACAUGGAGACCUUGUGCCCCAGGCUCAUUCGGCGUGAGACCUGGAGCAAGCCCGUGGGCAGGAGGAACAAGAGUUUGCGCUACAAGUUGAAGCAGAGUCCAAUGAGAAAGAAAGCUGGGAAGCAGUCGAGAUCUGUAUUGUUUGAUCAGGAUCUGCAAGAUUUUUGA
Messenger RNA from Durusdinium trenchii, 903 nucleotides. Lineage: Eukaryota; Dinophyceae; Suessiales; Symbiodiniaceae. The record is from the annotation of a GenBank genome assembly.